AUGGCCUCCGCGCGCGACAAGGAAGCCGCCGACGGGCCGAGGCGGCAGCUGCACAUGCUCAGGAUGUUCGAGCGCGAGAACGCGGCGCGACUGCGCUGGUACCGCGGCCGCAUGGAGCGCGGCGAGCACGAGCCCGCCAGGCCGCGCGGCACGCCGGGCCUGCAGGGGGCGGCGCGCGAGGCGGCGCGGCGGCGGGCCGAGAGGUACCGCGCCGCCGCCGCCGCCCGGCGUCGCGGGGCCGAGCCACGGGGGGGCGGCGCGCCCGAGCCGCCGCUCCCGGUCCCUGCCUCUUGUGUCUGCGGGGUGCCUCCGCCCCAGGACCCCGGCGAGGCCUCUGAGAGAUCACCGCCGCCCCCGGACACAGCACCCGCCUCAGAGAGAUCACCGCCACCGCCCCAUGCCCCGGAGGUGUUUCCACCGCCGCCCCAGGACCCCAGCAAGGCCUCUGAGAGGCUGCCGCCGCUGCCGGACACAGCACCCGCCUCGGAGAGACCGCCGUCGCCCCAGGACCCCAACAAGACCUCUGAGAGACCGCCGCCGCCCCAGGCCUCGGAGGUGUUGCUGCCGCCGCCCCCGGACGCCAGCCCCGCCUCGGAGAUGUUCCCGCCGCCGCCCGGGGCCCGCGAGCUGCUGCUGGCGGAGGGCCGCCCCAGCUACCUGGCCGCCGCCGUCCAGAGGCCGCCGCACCUGCGCUACCGCUACCCGGCCACGGAGAACAUGCGCUACGGCUGGGACGUGCUGCGGCUGAGCGCGCUGCACCGCGUCAAGCGCCAACUGCCCGAGAAGCAGCAGACGCACCGGCGCUCCGGCAUUCAGAGCGACCCCGACCACCACCGCAGCCCCUUCGCCAUGAUGGAGCCGUGGUUCCAGAUCGUCAUCUGA
Messenger RNA from Bacillus rossius redtenbacheri, 882 nucleotides. RefSeq lists its product as uncharacterized. The transcript has a single exon. The coding region runs from base 1 to 882 and encodes 293 amino acids. The record is from RefSeq and is a predicted model, not a curated record. Lineage: Eukaryota; Metazoa; Arthropoda; Insecta; Phasmatodea; Bacillidae.